CCUCUGUUGGCGGAAGUGUAGCAGCGCGAAGUCAGAGUGGAUCGGCUAACAUCACAAGCACAACCGCAGCCGGGCCACGACCCUGCCUCAACCCAACCACAGAGACACACACACAUCAGAGAGAGAUGGACGGAACCAACAAUCGCCAAAGUUUCGGAAGGUAACCCAGAGUCAUGGCCCACGAGAGAUCAGCUGCGACCGGACACGCGGACUGAUCUAGAGUCAGUUAUUCAGCUCGUUUGUUGUUUGCUCGAGUGGACUCUGAGAUGUCGGGCUCGAAGCUGCUGGGUCGCGUGCGCUCCGCGUUCCGCCGGCAGCCGGACACCUGGCACCUGAACGACUCGUCCGACUUUGAUUUUCCCGAACAUCUGGAGGAGGACGAGACGCCCAAAUUCAACCAGCUGAAAGUGGUGGUGUCCGGGGACGAACUCCCCGCGGACGCGCCCAACGGCUCGACGGUCAGCACGGUUUUGGUGGACGAUGACGACUCUCUGCUGGGCUCGUCCUCGAGUCUCGGGAGCCCCGAAGCGACGGCGGACCCCUGCGAGAACUGCAAGAGGGCGCGGGAACGCGGUAGACGCCGAGCGCUGAUGAGAAAGCUGGGCGUCGCGGCGCUCCUUUACUUUUUGUUUAUGGUUGGUGAGCUGAUAGGUGGAUAUAUGGCAAACAGUCUGGCUAUCAUGACAGAUGCGUUGCACAUUCUGACAGAUCUCAUCGGGAUUAUUGUGUCACUUCUGGCGCUUUGGUUGUCUGCAAAACCACCAACAUACAGAUUUACUUUCGGCCUUCAUCGGCUCGAGGUGUUGUCUGCAGGUAUCAGUGUGUUAUUGAUCUACAUUCUGACGGGUGUGUUAGUGAAUGAAGCAGCACAGAGAACCAUUCAUCAGGACUUUGAAAUAGACGGAGACGUCAUGCUGAUCACAGCAGCGGUGGGCGUCGCUGUCAACGUGUUGAUGGGAUUUCUUCUCAGUCAAUCUGGACAUCUCCACUCACAUGGCCACGGUCACUCACAUGGCCACGGUCAUGGUAACUCACGUGACCCAGCUGGGCGGAGUCAAGAUCAAGGACAGAGUCAAGAUCAGGGGCGGGGUCAGGGGAGUCUUGUGAUACGAGCCGCUUUCAUUCAUGCUGUGGGUGAUCUGGUUCAGAGCGUCGGGGUUCUUAUUGCUGCUUACAUUGUCCGGUUUAAGCCCGAGUAUAAACUGGCAGACCCCGUGUGUACGUACCUGUUCUCCAUCCUAGUGUUAUUCAGCACUUUCCAAAUCAUUAGAGAUACAGGAAUCAUCCUGCUGGAGGGUGCGCCGCGUCACAUGGAUGUGUCUGAAAUCAGAGCCGACCUGUUGAAGCUUCAGCACGUGCAGUGUGUGGAUGAACUGAAGCUCUGGGCCCUGACGGCUGAAAAAACCGCUGCCAUCGUUCACCUGCAGCUGGUGCCGGGGUUCGUGGGUAACUGGGAGGAUGUGCAGAAGAAUGCACGGCGCCUGCUGAUGAUGUCACACGGGGUGACGCACUGCACGGUGCAGCUGCAGACGCAGAGAAACGGACUGCCGCAGUCGUGCACGCGCUGUCUCUCAUCGAGUGCCUAGAGACGCUUGUGCUCACCUCAUCUGCCUGUCUGUCUGUCUCUCACACACACACACACACACACACACACAGAUGAUGAGAGGGUGAGACAGAAUGAUUGUCUAGCAGCUUUUUCUAUACUGAAUAUUGGACUCAUUUUGAUACACCUUUAAUAUGACAAACACGGUCUGUUAUUUUUGUUUUUUUAUUUGAUGUUUCAAUCUGUUGAGGGGAAAUGUUGACAGCCAAAGUGUUUGUGUAUGUAACUCUCUGCAUGUGAUGUUAUAAACUGAAUAUAACAGCAGCCAAUGACUUUACUCUAAUACACAAACACACAAGCGAAGAACUGCACACAAUUCUGUUUUUUAUCUUUUUAGUUAAUUUGUCCUCAGAUGCAAAAUAAAUAUAAAACCCUUUAUUUAAACAUCAAUAAUAAUCCUUUAUGCCUUUUAUUCUUUUAUACUUUUGUUUUACUGUUUGAUAUUUGGCUUUAGGUUUGUGUCUGAGAGAGGGAAGGUUUGUUCACUGAUUUCAUUAUUACUGCAGUAUUUGUUGUGUGUGUUUGUGGGCAUCAGAAUGAUUGAUGUAAACUGACAUCUGAAGCGCUUGAUAACUUAAAAUAAUAAAUGGAUUUUAAAAGGC
Misgurnus anguillicaudatus (oriental weatherfish) is the source of this 2205-nucleotide messenger RNA. It is a transcript of the gene slc30a4, whose product is annotated as solute carrier family 30 member 4. Gene Ontology annotation, cellular component: plasma membrane. Gene Ontology annotation, molecular function: zinc ion transmembrane transporter activity. Lineage: Eukaryota; Metazoa; Chordata; Actinopteri; Cypriniformes; Cobitidae. Gene Ontology annotation, biological process: zinc ion transmembrane transport; response to zinc ion. The record is from RefSeq and is a predicted model, not a curated record.